Fundulus heteroclitus (mummichog) is the source of this 3666-nucleotide messenger RNA. Its product is annotated as DNA ligase 1-like. The record is from RefSeq and is a predicted model, not a curated record. NCBI's taxonomy places the organism in Eukaryota, Metazoa, Chordata, Actinopteri, Cyprinodontiformes, Fundulidae.
AUGAACGAAGAGACGGUUGCUGAAACCCUGAGGCCCCUCGCAGAGGGAACAAAGCAGCAUGAAGAAAGCCAUACAUCUGCUGCAGGACCUGGAGAGAAAAACCAGCCUGCAAAAAGUGCCGAGUCUGCAGAAAGACUCCCUGAGGAGGAUUACCUAGUAUCUGAAGAAAAAAGAGCAGAUCAAAGCGCAGACUCAGAUCAGCACUCCUCUGUUCCUCUGUCCGUGGAUGCGCCCGGCACCUCGGACCGGGCCGACGUGAAGAGCAGACCCGAGGGAACGACGCAGUCUGGCCCUGACCCGGAUUCAUCUUCCGACUCCUACACCCUCCUGACACCUUCCCUCGACGGGCCCCCAGUCUCACUGCUCGGCACAGAGACUCUUGGAGGUGCAGAGUUUUCACAGGCUCAAGAGGAGCUUCCACAAGAAGAAGAACUGCAUCUGCAAAAUAAGGAGGAGGCGCACCCGGAGGGAGAGGAGUCAGGAGUCGGUGAAGAAAGGACAGAGAACAAAGGGGAGAAGGUAGAGCUAGAGGAGAGGAGGAAAAAGUCUCUCCUGGAGCAGAUUGGAAGAAAAGAGGAGGAAGAGGAAGAAGUGGAAGAAGAAUUUCAGGUGCCGCAGCCAGAGAACGACGGCGUGUUCUCUCUUAACAAAUGCAUCCUGGCCGCUCUCAUUCUGUUGGGCCUCGGCACCGUCUUUUUCUCUGGUGUCUUCAUGGACUUCGACGAGGAGGGUGAUUAUACAACAAGGGAACUGAAGGAUGCAGAAACACCAGGAAAACAGGAGUGGCUUAAUCCCGACGUAUCUCCACAUUUGGACGCCAACAGCUCCGAGCUCCUGAGUAAGCUAGCUGAAGGGAACCAGCAGAUUUCUGCACUCCAAGCUCAACUUCAGGCACAGAAAGAGGAGCUAAAAGUAGCCAAGGAGCAGGCAGCGGAGGGAGUGAAGGAGCGGCUGCUUUGGGAGGAGGUGGAGAAGGAAAACAGUAGGUUGAAGACAGAGAUUGCAUCUCUCCCAGUCCUUCAGAAAGAGAACGACAAGAUGAAGAAGGAGCUGGAGUCUGUCCCGACCCUACAGAAAGAGCUAGAAACCCUGAGAUCCACUGUAGCACACUUAAAAGUCUCCCCAGCGUCCGGUCAAGCAAGGAUGAAGCCCUCUACAGUACCACCUAGUGGCCAAACAGAGGAUGGCAGGCAGGACGCAGCUGAAAAACAGUCCAGGAAGACGUGGGAACCCCAGAGGCAGAAGAAGGAUCCAAAAAGGGAUAAAUAUGAAAUGAAUGACAAGAAGCAGUGGAAGGAUAAAGAUAAGUCUGUAAGGAAGGAAGGAGAUGAAAAGGAGGUUAAAAAGGGAGAUAAAAAGGAGGGGAAGAAGGGAAAACAUGACCAUGGCAAGUUUGAGAGGAACAAGGGUGAGCCAGAUAAGCAAAAGAGGCAAAGUGAUGAGACAAAACAGUGGAAGGAGAAAGAGCUGAAGAAAGGGAAAGGUGAACGAGGAGAUGAGGGAAGGCCCUGGAAGAACAAGGAAGGUAGGAAAGAGUGGAAGGAAGAGAGCAAUUGGAAAAAGGGAAUCUUUGAGAAGGUGCACGAAGGUGAGGAAUGGACAGGGAAGAAGGAGAAAGAGUGGCGGGGAGGGAAGAAUCAGAAGCCAGACGGAGGAGAAGAGAUGGGGUGGAAGAAAGGGAAACAUGGAGCAAAGGAAAAGCAGGAAAGAAAAGAUGGGAGGCAGAAAGGAGAUAUGAAAGAUGCUGAGUGGAAGGAGAAAGCUGGCAAGGAUCACGGUCAGGAAGGCAAGGAAAAGGGUGAGAGAAAGCAGCGGGACAAUGUCAAAAGCCAGGGCAAAGAGAGGACGGCGAAGGAUGAGAGGAAACUGGGGAAUGAGUAUGAGAGGAAGAGCAAAAAUGGCAAACAAGAGAAGGAGCUGAAGGCGAAGGACGAGACCUCGGAGCAGUUUCUGAUCAAAGAGACGAAACUGAAAGAGAAAAGACACAAGGCAGACUGGGGAAAAGACCAGGCGCACUCACCGAAAACCAGAAACAACCAGAAGUCUCCAGGUCACCACGGCCACAAGGGGGAGCACCUGUAUGGAGAGCGAAAGCCCGACCACAGCCACUCUAAAUCCUCUGUGGGACAACCAGAGUACUGGCUCCAACAGAGGGAGCGCCUCCAACACGACUCCAGGCCGCCGCAGCAGUGCCACACGCUGGAGGCCUGCGCCCAGAACGAGGGGCUCCUCCCUGUGCCGCUGGCCGAGUUCCAAUCCCUCCUGCAAACGUACCUCGCCAGGGCGGAGGAGGCCGGGGUGGACGGAUCCAGAACGGCCGAGCUCAGAAAGCUCGCCUCGGAGUUCUUCAAGGAUGGGACUUUUGUGCACGACCAGAGGAGCUUCCAGGACUUCGCUGACGACCUGGCGGAUAUUUUGGAAGACUUGGUGGAGGGAGAGGACGGCGGAGAGAAAGACAGCGAUCUGGAGGACGAAAUGGAAGGCUUCGAGAAAGAAGCGCUGAAAAUGUUUUCACUGCCAGGAGGAGGAGAGAAGGAGAAGAGGAUGAAGGAAGGGAGGAAGGAGAGCAGACAGGAACGUGGCUGAUGAUGAACUGGACACGCUUUCUUUGUUGACUACAGUUACUUCAAUAUGUUCAUCAGGCCGUCGUCCUUAUUUGUGCCACUACCAUCCUUUUUAAUCCGUGUUGCUAAACUUUAGAGCAUUAUUCUGCCUCAUGCCUUCGCCGUUUUGCACUGGCUGAUGGGGAAAGCAGCAAUUUCCUAAUAAAGGCUCUCAGUGUGAUUUUUAAAUCUGGAGUUUGUCCGGCCCAUGGACAUGCUUUGAUCUAAAUCCCUGUAGCUCUGUCUGUGUUUAGGGUGGUCCCGCAUCUCCGCUCUCCGUUUUCUUCCAAGCAACUGACCAGCUUUUUUUUUUCUUUUCUUUUUUCCUUGCUGAACACGACAUCCCCACAGCAUGAUGCCGCCACCACCGUGUGGGUUCAUGGCGUCUCUCUGGUCUUCCGCCACGCACCCUCUGGAGGGUUACUUUUAAAAACCGCUUUCUUCUCGCAAAGGUUUUUUUUUUUAACAUGAAAAGCUGGGUCCAGAUUUUUUUGCGUUGAGCUACGGACACGUUAAGGAAACAUCCACGGGUGUUAAAAUGUUUCGUGACGCUGGAGUUUAAACCUGCUGGAACGGUUUGGAUGCUCUGAUCAUUUAGAGUAAAGCUUUUUAUUUAAACACAUCCUGUUCAUGCAGCUCUGCACUAUUAAUGUAAUGACUUAUUAAACCGUUUUUUUUGUUAAAGCUGGCUUCAAUGUGGAUUACUAGACGAAGAUGGUGAAUAAUUUAUGUUUCAGAAUUUGGCAUUGACCUUUUUGUUAUUGUUGUAUAUACUGCAGGCAACAUGUUUUAUUUAGGGACGUAUUUAAUUGUAUUGUUAAGCAGACAUUGUGUGGAAAAAAUACAUUUGUUGCACUUAAAGUACUUCUGUGGUACGUUUUCACGCCAUCUUCAUUUUCAAUAGGUUUAUGUGUUACAUUAAAAUCUGCGUUAUCAUUUGUAUGUUUACAGACUUGUUGAUUGUAGUUCCUUUGUCAUGCAGAGAAUUUGAGUUAAGAUGUUUCUUUUUGCUUCUGUUACAACAAUAAGAAAAUAAACUGAUAUCUUUUUUUUCGGGGUGAAA